Messenger RNA from Dromaius novaehollandiae (emu), 1753 nucleotides. It is a transcript of the gene CWC15, whose product is annotated as CWC15 spliceosome associated protein homolog. Bases 142 to 834 code for a protein of 230 amino acids. The transcript has 7 exons. Gene Ontology annotation, cellular component: catalytic step 2 spliceosome. Gene Ontology annotation, molecular function: RNA binding. Gene Ontology annotation, biological process: mRNA cis splicing, via spliceosome. The record is from RefSeq and is a predicted model, not a curated record. Lineage: Eukaryota; Metazoa; Chordata; Aves; Casuariiformes; Dromaiidae.
UCUAUGGUAGGUUCUCCGGCGGCGGCGGCCUUCCGUGCGGUGUGUCUAUGGUUCCCGCGCGGUGCCUUGUGGGCACUCGGCGGGAUUAUGGUGGUGGUGUAGGGCCUGGUUGCGCAGGGCGGGCGGGUGCCGCGGUUUAAAAUGACCACAGCAGCAAGGCCAACAUUUGAACCUGCAAGAGGAGGAAGAGGAAAAGGAGAAGGAGACUUAAGUCAGCUAUCCAAACAAUAUUCCAGUAGAGAUCUUCCUUCUCAUACUAAAAUCAAAUAUAGACAGGCCACUCAGGAUGCUCCUGAAGAGGUCCGUAACCGUGAUUUCAGAAGGGAGCUGGAGGAGAGAGAACGGGUUGCUGCAAGAGAAAAGAACAGAGAUAGACCAACCAGAGAACACACAACAUCGUCCUCUGUGUCUAAGAAACCUCGGCUAGACCAAAUUCCUGCAGCAAAUCUUGAUGCUGAUGAUCCACUUACAGAUGAAGAUGACGAAGAUGAAGACCUGGAGGACAGUGAUGAUGAUGACACUGCAGCGCUUCUGGCUGAACUAGAAAAAAUCAAGAAAGAGCGAGCUGAGGAACAGGCUCGAAAGGAACAAGAGCAAAAGGCUGAAGAAGAAAGGAUUCGAAUGGAGAACAUUCUGAGUGGCAACCCAUUACUGAACCUUACCGGCCCAGCACAGCCUCAAGCGAACUUCAAAGUGAAGAGGAGAUGGGAUGAUGAUGUUGUCUUCAAGAACUGUGCCAAGGGAAUAGAUGAAACAAAAAAGGACAAAAGAUUCGUAAAUGAUACUCUGCGAUCAGAAUUUCACAAAAAGUUCAUGGAAAAAUAUAUCAAGUAGUACAGUUUUAUGUGCUUUGGUGCUGAAGGACUUGGAAGGUCAUGGUUGUUUCCUCCCUCUCCCUCAGAAUUCAUGGCUGAAUACUUUAGUCAUGAAUUCCCAAAUGCUUUUCCAAGAUCAUCAACAGCUUCAUAAUUAAUAGUUGCUGUGUAUCUGAAGUAUUUUAUUCUUUCAAUAUGCUUUCCUUUUUGAUUUUAAUUAAACCUCUGUGUUUCAUGAAUGUUUUUUUGUUGAUACCCAUUUGCUUUUUACAGCCUUCAUGUAAAUGGUAGAAGAGAGAAUCUGGUUUGCAAUAAAUACUUCCAGCUGUUUAAAUUGUUUUCCAAAACAAUCUGUAUUUGUAAUGAUGGUGGUUUGUAACUUGUGCAAAUUAUAUAAGUGUCAGUAUUAUCAAAGAUAGGGAAUAGCUGAGUAUGAUCAGCAGUAUGACCUGAGAAGACCUGUAGUUUCUGUGUCAAACUGGACUUGCCUGCUUUUUUAUAGCUAGUUGAAAACUUAGUUAAUACUCUUCCUCUCUAGUUGCUUCUUAUUAGCAACUAAGCUAUGGUUUGAUGGGAUAUCUCCAAAAUAGCCCAACUUUCUGGAGUUCUUGCCUGAGUGCUUCUGAGGGGAUACAGUGUAAUGUUUGGGAAAGCACUGAAUGGGGAGGGAGUAUUUGUCUCUGGAACCUUGGGUUUUCUUCCUCUUUGAUAAAUGAUUCUAGUGCUGAUCCUUCAGUCACAACCACGUGGCUGUAAGGCUCAAUCUGUUUCUAUCUGGUUCAGGGGUAGUACCAUUGCUGGAAACUUGAAGUCUGCUCAUGAGUGUUUUUAUUAAAUGAAUUCUCUAAUCAAGAUACUGUACUACACUUCAGUUUUCUUUUAAAAUGUCCAUUUUAACAUAUAAUAGGACAAUAUAAAAUAUGAACAGUUGAAAAACA